CCGCGCCGCUCUGCCGGGGCGCGGGCACCGCCGGCCGCCCCCGCCGCCCCCCGCGCCCAGCCCGAGGAUGGGGCUGCCCCUGCGCCCCUUCGCCCUGCCGUUCCUAGCCCUGACUUUCCCCUUGGUGGCCCGGGGAUUUCCUGACGAAACCCUGGAGAAAGCCGCGAAGUCGGAGGGCUAUUGCAGCCGGAUCCUGCGAGCCCAGGGCACGAGGAGGGAAGGGUACAAUGAAUUUAGCCUCAGGGUGGAAGGCGACCCGGAAUUUUACAAGCCCGGGAACAGUUAUCGGGUGACACUUUCUGCUGCCACUCCUGCUUAUUUUCGAGGAUUCACAUUGAUUGCUCUCAAGGAGGGUAAAGAGGGUGACAAGGAAGAAGACCAUGCAGGAACGUUUCAGAUUAUAGAUGAAGAAGAAACACAGUUCAUGAGUAAUUGUCCUGUUGCUGUUACUGAGAGUACACCUAGAAGAAGGACACGCAUUCAAGUUUUUUGGACAGCCCCUCCUACCGGUACAGGCUGUGUUAUUCUGAAAGCCAGUAUUGUGCAAAAGCGCAUAAUUUAUUUUCAAGAUGAAGGAUCCCUCACCAAAAAAAUUUGUGAACAAGACUCAGACUCAGAAGGUGUGACUGACAAACCGAUUUUAGAUUGUUGUGCCUGUGGAACUGCCAAAUACAGGCUAACUUUUUAUGGAAACUGGUCAGAAAAAACACAUCCGAAAGAUUUUCCACGGCGAACCAACCAUUGGUCAGCAAUUAUUGGUAGUUCCCACUCAAAGAACUACAUCCUUUGGGAGUAUGGAGGAUAUGCUAGUGAGGGUGUCAAACAAGUUGCAGAGUUGGGGUCCCCAGUAAAGAUGGAAGAAGAAAUUCGACAGCAGAGCGAUGAGGUUUUAACGGUCAUCAAGGCAAAAGCACAGUGGCCUGCCUGGCAACCCCUAAAUGUGAGAGCUGCUCCCUCUGCUGAGUUUUCCGUUGAUAGGCAUCGGCACCUGAUGUCCUUCCUCACCAUGCUGGGGCCCAGCCCGGACUGGAACGUGGGCCUCUCAGCUGAAGACCUCUGUACCAAGGACUGUGGCUGGGUUCAGAAAGUCGUUCAGGAUUUAAUACCAUGGGAUGCUGGCACAGACAGUGGUGUUACCUAUGAGUCUCCCAACAAACCUACAGUUCCUCAAGAGAAGAUCAGACCACUUACAAGCCUAGAUCACCCUCAAAGUCCAUUUUAUGAUCCCGAAGGAGGCUCUAUCAAGCUGGUAGCCAGAGUGGUAAUUGAGAGAAUUGCACGCAAGGGGGAGCAAUGCAAUAUUGUACCUGAUAACAUAGAUGAUAUUGUGGCAGAUCUAGCACCGGAAGAAAAAGAAGAAGAUGACACGCCUGAGACCUGCAUAUAUUCAAACUGGUCUCCGUGGUCAGCCUGCAGCUCUUCUACUUGUGAAAAGGGCAAGAGGAUGAGGCAGAGAAUGCUUAAAGCUCAGCUGGACCUCAGUGUGCCCUGUCCGGAUACCCAAGAUUUUCAGCCAUGCAUGGGUCCAGGCUGCAGCGAUGAAGAUGGUUCCACUUGCAUGAUGUCUGACUGGAUUACAUGGUCCCCCUGUAGUGUUUCCUGUGGAAUGGGAACGCGAUCUAGAGAGAGAUACGUAAAACAAUUCCCUGAAGAUGGCUCUAUGUGCAAAGUGCCUACUGAAGAGACUGAGAAAUGUAUAGUAAAUGAGGAAUGUUCCCCCAGCAGCUGCCUUGUCACAGAAUGGGGCGAGUGGGAUGAAUGUAGUGCUAGCUGCGGAAUGGGAAUGAAAAGACGACACAGAAUGAUUAAGAUGACCCCCGCUGACGGAUCCAUGUGCAAGGCAGAAACUACAGAGGCAGAGAAAUGUAUGAUGCCUGAAUGCCAUACUAUUCCCUGUCUACUUUCUCCUUGGUCUGAAUGGAGUGACUGUAGUGUAACGUGUGGGAAGGGAAUGCGAACCCGGCAAAGAAUGCUGAAAUCUGCUGCUGAGCUUGGAGAUUGUAAUGAGGAAAUGGAACAAGUGGAAAAAUGCAUGUUACCUGAAUGCCCCAUUGACUGUGAACUAACAGAGUGGUCCCAGUGGUCAGAAUGCAACACGUCGUGUGGAAAGGGCCACAUGAUCAGGACAAGAAUGAUUAAAAUAGAGCCACAGUUUGGAGGAACAGCAUGCCCAGAAACUGUCCAACGUACAAAGUGCCGAGUAAGGAAAUGCCUGAGAGGCCCAGGCAUGGAAAAAAGGCGAUGGAAAGAGCCUCGGGAGAAAAGGAGAAGUGAACAAGCAAAAAAAAGUCUAGACAGUGAGCAGUACGCAGUUUGUAGACUGAAACCAUGGACUGCUUGGACAGAAUGUUCUGCACUGUGUGGAGGUGGAAUUCAGGAACGCUACAUGAUAGUAAAGAAGAGGUCCAAAACCACUCAGUUUACUAGCUGCAAAGACAAAAAGGAGCUAAGGGCAUGUAACGUGCAUCCCUGUUAGCAAAACACGAGGCUUCCAAGUGAUGCACUCUGAGCUAAAUGGAAAGUCAACCUUGGUUUGGUUUUUAAAACGAAAAAAAAUAUAAAGUGUAUAUUAGUUUUCAUUUUUGCAGUGUGGUUUGCUUUUUAGUCUUGCUGGUGCAAGAAAUGUAUUUUAUAAAUAUUUCCUCACAGUUUUAUGCUGAGAGUAAAUCUUUGUUACUCCAGCUAGCCCUUAAUGCAUAAAAAUAGUAAGUCAUUGUGAAUCAUUUAACUGAAAUACAGACCUAUCUGUGGACAUGGAAUAGCCAUAUAGAAAUACUACUUGUAAAGACAUGGGAUGCAUGCAUAUUAACAAACUAAGUUAAAGUGACAUGUUUCAUAUGAGGAUGGAUUGCUCUCUUGAUUUCAUUUCAAAAAUCCAAAGCAGUGCCUAUGUGAUUACAUAACUAUGCCAAGGAAUAAUUUCAGUGAUGCUGAUUCAAUAAUUUUAAAGGUGCAUAUUUAUCUCUUCACACUAUUGGGUUAAACUGAUAGUUAUAAUAAUUAUCCUGUAUAAUUUUCUUCCAAUGGAUGUGAUUGUCCAUUGCAAAAUGAUCUUUGUUUGUUUAAAAAUUAAAAAGGAAAUAAUUUGUGCAGCUUAGUAAUGAUGUCUGCCCAUUGUAUAGUCAUAGUCAAAAUAGCACACCAAGAAAUAUGUGAAUAUCAUUAUGUAUUUAGAUGCCAUGUUCUUCUAUUUCGUCCAUCCACUGCCUCUCAAAAUGGAUACAGAGCUAAUUAUGCAGUCAGCUGCAAUAGUUGUUACAGAAAGGCUUCCAUAUGGGAGAGAGUAAAAAUUAAGUUUUGUUUAGUGAGGAUAUUAAUCACAGGUAAGGAGAGAAGGAGGUUUAAAAAAUAAUAAAAAUAAUAGAGAAAAGGUGAGCCAACUUCUCAUGCAUCCCUUCUAGCAAAAGAAAAGGAGUCUCUGAAGUAAAACAAGGAUGGGCACUUAAUUUACGUUUUUCACUCAGAGUUUAGGAAGAUCUAAAAAUUACUAAAUGUAUGAGAAUUGCAGGACUAUAGUCUGCAGAUAGAGUAGCCAGGAUACAUGUCUUCCCUGAACACCUUGGCUAUCCACAAACUGCCUGAGAUUAGUGAAUAGCUCCUUAACAUUCAAACUGCUUUUGCUGUUUUACACCUGCUUCUGCACACUUUAGCUCUCAUCCCUACCAUUUAUCAGGUAUAAGACUAGAAAGACCUUGGGCCUCACAUACUAUUGAAAUACAAUACUAUCUUGUAAGUUUAACAAUUUAACAUUUAAGAUGAGAGAUAAAGGUGAUGGGUUAUCUUUUUGUCAGUAAAGACAGCAUACACCUACAUCUCUACAUAAAUAAUAACAAUGCACUGAAAAUAAAGACUGUUGAUGAUAACACUUAAUUAAAAACAAGUUUGAGAGAAAUGAAUGGAAAAAAAUUAUUUAAUAGUCUCUUCAAACCAGCCUUAAAUAAUUCACUCAGGACCUCCAUUAUCUAGAUGGCAGGGAGGCACUGGCUGGUUACGAUACUCAUCAUCCUCCUCGUCAUCGUCCUUCUUCCACCGACCACUGCAAGGGCGGCUCAGGAAUGCCACAGCUGUCGCAUCCCACCCCUGCUCAGGUUUCUACAGCCUUUUUUUAGACCUGGAGUGAGGGGAGCCUAGUGAAAUGAUGGACCCAGCUGCAGUGCUUAGCCUCUCCUGCUGCUGCUAAGUGAAAUGGAUGCAAGCCCAUAGUGAACCAAAGCAGGAGGGAAUUAUUAGAGGAAAAAAAAAAAGAAAAAAAGAAGAAGGAGGCAGCUUAAUGCUAAAACCAAACACUUUACAUUUUGCACAGCUUGGCUCAUGUGAUAGUAGCAAUUCAGACAGAGUGCCUCCUCGUGCCUGUUGAAAAAUUCUGCAGUGUGUGUCCCUGUAGCACUGUAAUUACAGUGUCCCAACUAGACUGCCCCCAACUAACGUAUUUUUGAUCUUCCACAUUACCCUAUUCUUUGACCCCUCCCCCCCCCCCCAAAAAAAAAAAAUGAAUGGAAUAAUACAGACCCUGGAGCAAUGAGCAGCCAAGCACGUCAGGUAAAGAAAAGGUUGCAGAGAAAGGCUAGAGAUGUUAAUGCCAGGUGCUCAGCCAGGGCAGAGCUAUGUAUGCUAAACAAGAUCCAUACACCAACGAUCUCUGGGCUCCUUGCUUGUUGUGUGAGUCUGACAGAGGUAUACCAGCUGAGGGUAGGCAGUAAAAAAUAAAAGCUUAGGCUAUGAAUCUGUGACAGACUUGGGUGGGGAAGCAGGAGCAGAAGCAGCAAGUAUCUCUUGAAUGCGGAAAAAAAAAAAAGGCAAAAAAAAAAAAAAAAAAAGCUAUGACUUCAGUAACUAUAUUUUAUCUCUUCAACCCAUACCACUUGUUCAUGCUAUUCCUGCAAGACCACUCCUGCUUCUGUAAAUAAUCAAUUACAAUAUUAAGUUAGCUUCAUUUUUCAUGUGUGUUCCAGUUCAUUGAGUCUUCUGUCUUUUUAAUUACUCCCUUUGCCAAAGUCUACAUAGUCCAAAUAAGGAGUUUAGGUAUGUAUCAAAUAUGUAACAUUUCUUUGAAGGUGACCACAAAAAUGUCCAUUAAAAAUCUGGUAUUCCUUUCACUGUGGUUCUUACCAACUGACUCUCCAUGUACAUAAAAUUUAUUCUCUCUUAGGAGGCUGUUCAGUGUGUUUUCCAGUCAUUUCUCUUAGGCUCAUUAAAGUUAUGAAUGUUGGAAUUUUUUUUUCGACCUUGUUAAUACAUGCAGUGACAAAGUAGAUUGCGCUUGGUCAGAAAUGUGUGAUCAUUCCUGCCUCGGUUCAGCUUUUUACACUUGUUCUGUUGAAACAUUUUGCAAGUCACUUGUCUUUCUUCCAACUUCAUACAAAAAAAAUUUAAGCUUGUUACAUUUUGUAAAAAAAAACAAAAACAAAAACAAAAACGAAAAAAAUAAGAGGUUGAUUUUCUAUUCAGAAAAAAAGCUCUGAUACACAAUAUGUAGAAAUAUUGCAUUGUUGCUUUAAACUUUCUAGUAAUGUAAUAGCCACUGAUUAUCAGUCAAUAAAAAUGAGAACUGUUAUCUCUGUUAUCUCAUAAGUAAUACUGCUGAACUGAAAGCACAGAUAUCACUCCAAUUUUGUAGACCUCAAAUAUCAGAUUUUAGCAUUGUAUGUUAUUUUUUCUAACAUACAAACUGUAGAAACUUUACACAUAAUAAAAGAAAAGUUAGGAGCUUAACAAAUGUACAGUAGGAUUCUGUGGGUGCAACAUACAAUUUAAAACAAAAAUUUGUUUGAUUGCAUUUUUAGAUUUCCUUUGUUGUUUUUGUUUGCUGUGGAAGUAAGAAAAAGCUAUCAUGAAUAUUUCUUACCAAAGUCUUGUGUAGAUGUUUUGUAGCUGUCUGGCUAACACAUUAUUAUUUUGGAAUAAAGACAUCUUUACUAUGAAAUUUA
Rhea pennata is the source of this 5927-nucleotide messenger RNA. It is a transcript of the gene SPON1, whose product is annotated as spondin 1. The transcript has 16 exons. Gene Ontology annotation, biological process: cell adhesion. Lineage: Eukaryota; Metazoa; Chordata; Aves; Rheiformes; Rheidae. The record is from RefSeq and is a predicted model, not a curated record. Gene Ontology annotation, cellular component: extracellular matrix. Bases 68 to 2476 code for a protein of 802 amino acids.